Messenger RNA from Dunckerocampus dactyliophorus (ringed pipefish), 2841 nucleotides. It is a transcript of the gene syt15, whose product is annotated as synaptotagmin XV. The transcript is spliced from 9 exons. Lineage: Eukaryota; Metazoa; Chordata; Actinopteri; Syngnathiformes; Syngnathidae. Bases 1057 to 2337 code for a protein of 426 amino acids. Gene Ontology annotation, biological process: regulation of calcium ion-dependent exocytosis; calcium-ion regulated exocytosis; cellular response to calcium ion. The record is from RefSeq and is a predicted model, not a curated record. Gene Ontology annotation, molecular function: clathrin binding; phosphatidylserine binding; calcium ion binding.
GUCGACACAGACGCACUUAGCUCACUCUACCUGUGGUUGUGAUAUUAGCGAUGUGUUACGUUGUUAGCAAAGUAGCCUGUAACAGCUGUAAACAUGUUAUGAAGUUAAAAUAAGAUGGACAGAUUCAUCUAUAUCUAUAACAGUGGACCGGACCUAUUAAGGCUGGAGUUAAAAGCAACUCCAGCCAGAUGCUUCAUGGACGACAUACAGUGUGCGUGUAAUUGGAAAUGCAGAUACAUAUGGAGAUGCUGGACGUAAGCUUGCACAAGCAGAAGUUUCAUCUGAUCUUCAAACAGACAAUGAUGUGCCAAAGAAGGCCACCCAAAAAAGCCCAGGUUCUUUCAUCAAGUGAGGAGGAAGCUGACCCAUGUGAUGAGGACGAAUUGCCACCUUCUCCUCCCCUUGAAUUUGGCAGUCAUUCAGCAGUAGGAUAUAAACCUAACAUCACCUCAAGAGUGAGUGGCUCCAGUGCAACCCCGAGUGUACGGAGCCCCAGCGCACCCCUGAGUGUUCGACGUGCCAGUGCGACCCGAAGCACUAGUUCUUCCUCAAGUGUGAGCAGCCACAGCAACAUUGAAGGAGCCUUGUUUGUAAAAUUGGUAACUCUCCUCGAAGAAGUCAAGGACACUCCAAGAGUACACAGCAAAAUGUUAAAUACACUGAUGAAGCAGUCGGUGGCUGUGCCAGUAUUGGAACCACCUGAAGGAGCAGUGUUUCCACUGACCACUAUCCAAGAUGCGCAAGCCAUGAACAAGAAGCUGUGCGACUCGGAGUUCAUGUCUGGAGUUAUUGCUAUGGUUGGAGAAAUAGGAGGUAGUUGAUUGGAUGAUGCCACCAGAAGAAUGAUGGCAUCAUGUCCCAUGAAUUGGCACUGCAGUACAGUCUUUUUGGACGUCAUGGCAAGAACAGUUUUUGAGAGCUGCGUCUUUUUGAUGUUGUAUAUGGCGCAAUAAAGAGGAACACAUUAACUCAAGGAAUUACCCAGAAGGAAGCAGAGAAGGCCCUCUCCAAGUGGUUCACUGGAGCCCGUGACAGAGGCGGAAACAGGACGGUGCGAUGGUUCUGGUGGCAGUCUGCCUCACUGCUGGCCUCUUGGUGCUGCUUCUACUGGGCUUUGUCAUGUUCUAUCUGUGGAGGAGGGCGAGGGAUCGAAGACAGUACCAGGAUCUGGUUGCCGCCGUUCCCCCCAUUCCAGUGUGCACUGCUCCGGUCCUGCUGGUUUCUCAAGGCUCCUGGGUCAAGCCUGCUGAGAUCCCAUUCACGUUGCCUCCUCUCUUCACGACCCCCAAUCAGAUCAACCUGGAGACUGAGGAGGGUGAGGAGAAGGUAGAGGUGAUGAAGAUGGACGUUCUAACCCAUAGAGGUUCUUUAUCAGUACAAAGUUGGUACCCAGUGGGGACGGUGCUUGCUGGCCUGUAUUCAAAUCCCGCUCUGAGCAAGGUGGUGGCGCCCCCGCCUGGCAUAGCCACACGCCUCUGCUUCUCGGUGGAGUAUCGUUACAGCAGCGAGCAAUUGGCGGUCUCCUUGCUCCGCCUGGGUAACCUCCCCCCUCGUUUCCACGGGAACGUCACCCUUGUUCAGCUUCGUCUGCUUCCAGAAGACCGGAGGCCCCGCCAGGCCAAGGCCCGAUGCACCGGGCCCGAUCCGGAGUUCAACGAGUGCUUCUUAUUCCAGGUGUCAGGGGGCCGCGUGACACGCAGCACCCUCAGUGUGUGUGUACUGAGUGUGUCACAUGACAGCAAACGCCACGCAGUGGGCAGGGUUCUGUUCCCCCUGCAGGGAGAAUUGGGCCAAGCUGGCCGGGUCCUCUGGAGAGACCUGGAGACUGAAGACCACAAUCACGUAUGUACACAGGUGGCACUUCACGUUCUGUAUCGCUAUCAGUCACAUCUCAUCUCUCAUGGCAUUGUGUCUCAUAUUUCAUUUCUUCUCAUUGCACAUCUCAUCUCAACUGAUCUCAUCACAUCUUACCUCACUGCAUCAUUCCUCACAUCUUCUCAUCUUAUCUCGCUCUAUCUCACUGUAUUUCAUCCCAUUUCAUUGCUUUGCAUCUCACCUCAUCACAUUUUAUCUCUUCCUUGCCCAUGUCAUCUCAUUUCAAAACCCCAUCUCAUAACAUUCUUAUUUCUCAUAUUAUCUCAAUUGCGUCUCCUUCUAUUCUGUUCCUGUUCUCACCAAUCUCAUCUCAUCUCAUCUCAUCUCAUCUUACUGUCUUGCACCUCAUCACAUUGUAUCUCUUCUCAUUGCAUCUCAUCUCACUGCAUACCCCAUUUCAUGGCGUCUCAUAUCAUUGCCUAUCUCCACUCAUUGCAUACUCUGUCUCAUGACAUAGAGUAACGGAUGCCAGCCUGUGAGUCUGUGCCAGUGUACGUUGGUAAACCUCACUCCCUCUGCCUUAAGAGCUGCGCUGAACACGCGGUCGACAGUCCAGGCUUUUGGCCGUGUGGUCAGCGCUCUCGCCUCCCGUUACGGAGGUUCUGGCGGUGCGAAACAGGGCGGGUUACAAUUGUAUCUCUUCUCGUUGCAUUUCUCUUCUCAUCAAUCUCAUUGCCUUUUAUCUAACCUGACCUCAUCGCAUUUCAUCUUGUCUCUUUGCAUGUUUCCUCUCAUGGCAUCUCAUAUCAUUGCCUAUUUCAUGUCACUGCAUAUCUCAUCCAAUGUCACCUCAGUGCAUGUCUUCCCUCAUGGCAAUGAGAUGACUAUCAUGUUCUGUUGUUAGUGUUCGGAGUGGGGGGACAUGCUGGUAUCUCUGUGCUACAGUCCAUCUCUACAGCGCCUAUCGGUGGAGGUUGUGAGGGCUCGAGGACUGCAGCUGCUCACUGACUCAGGUGGGAAGUCUUC